AUGAGGUUGCGUUGGCCUUAUCACAUCUACUCCUUUGGGACACUGUUCCCCUUCUGGAUACUCUAUGUGUCCUGUACCAACAAAUGUGUUAUUAGACACGAGGUAGCUGACUGCAGUCAUCUGAAGUUGACUCAAGUACCUGAUGACCUUCCAGCAAACAUAACGGUGUUGAAUCUUACCCAUAAUCAACUCAGAAAAUUACCACCCGCCAAUUUCACAAGAUACAGGCAACUCACUGUAUUGGAUGGAGGAUUUAACUCCAUUUCGAAACUAGACCCAGAUCUGUGCCAACAACUUCCGUUGUUGAAAGUUUUGAGCCUCCAGCACAAUGAGUUAUCUCAUCUUUCUGAUAAAACUUUUGUUUCUUGCUUGAAUUUGCUUGAACUCCAUCUAAUGUCCAACCCAAUCCAGAAAAUUCAGAAUAACCCCUUUAUAAACCUGAAGAAUUUAAUCAAGUUAGAUCUAUCUCAUAAUGGUUUAUCAUCGACUAAAUUAGGAACUCAGACCCAACUGGAAAAUCUCCAAGUGCUUCUGUUAUCAAAAAAUAAAAUUCAUGCAAUAAGAGGUGAAGAAUUUGAUUUCCUUGGGAACUCUUCCAUAAAAACAUUAGACUUGUCAUCAAAUCCAAUUAAUGAGUUCUCUCCAGGGUGUUUUAAUGCAAUUGGAAAAUUAUUUGGCCUCUCGCUGAACAACGUCCAAUUGGGCCCUAGUCUCACAACAAAACUCUGUUUGGAAUUAUCAAACACAAGCAUUCAGCAUCUGUCUCUGAGCAACGUCCAGAUGAACAGAAUAAACAGCGCGACUUUCGCUGGGCUAAACCACACAAAUCUCACCACGCUUGACCUUUCCCACAACAGCUUAAGUGUAAUUGGUAACAGUUCUUUUGCUUGGCUAAGCCGCCUAGAAGAUUUCUCCCUGGAGUUUAAUAAUAUAGCUCAUUUAUCUUCUCACUCUUUUUUUGGACUUUGCAGUGUGAGAUACCUGAAUUUGAGACAGUCUUUUACUAAACAAGGUAAUUCCCUUGCUUUGCUUCCCAAGAUUGAUGAUUUUGCCUUUCGGUGGCUAGAAGAUUUGGAGUAUCUUGACAUGGCAGAUAACAACUUGCCAAACAUAGGGAGCAAUAUGUUCACAGGACUGAUAAAGCUGAAAUACUUAAGUUUAUCUAACUCUUUUGCAAGUUUGCAAACGUUAACAAAUGAAACAUUUCUGUCACUUGAUCAUUCUCCUUUACUAUUACUCAACCUAACCAAGAAUAAAAUCUCCAAAAUAGAAAGUGGUGCUUUUUUACAGUUGGGCCACUUACACGUCCUUGACCUCGGCCUGAAUGAAAUUGGGCAGGAACUCACAGGCCAGGAAUGGAGAGGUCUAGAAAAUAUUGUUGAAAUCUACCUUUCCUACAACAAAUAUCUACAACUGAACAGCAACUCUUUUGCCUUGGUUCCAAGCCUUCAAAGACUGAUGCUCCGAAGGGUAGACCUUAAAAAUCUGCUUAGCUCUCCUUCACCUUUUUAUCCACUUCAUAACUUGACCAUUCUCGAUUUAAGCAACAACAACAUGGCCAAUGUAGAUGAGGACCUGUUCGAGGGCCUUGAGAAACUAGAAAUUCUGGAUUUGCAGCAUAACAAUUUAGCAAGGCUCUGGAAACAUGCAAACCCUGGUGGUCCUGUUCAGUUCUUAAAGGGUCUUUCUCGCCUCCACAUCCUCAACUUAGAGUCCAAUGGUUUUGAUGAGAUCCCAACAGAGGUCUUCAAGGACUUAGUUGAAUUAAAGAGCCUCAAUUUAGGGAUGAAUAAUAUAAAUAUCCUGCCACCCUCUGUCUUUGAUAAUCAGAAGUCUCUAAAGUCAUUGAACCUUCAGAAGAAUCUCAUAACAUCAGUUGAGAGGAAUGUUUUUGAGCCAGUUUUCAAGAACCUGAGUAAUUUAGACAUGCGCUUUAAUCCAUUUGACUGUACAUGUGAAAGUAUCGCCUGGUUUGUUAACUGGAUGAAUGCUACCCACACCAAUAUCGUUGAGUUGUCAAGUCACUAUCUCUGCAAUACUCCACCUCAGUAUCAUGGUUUCUCAGUGAUGCUCUUUGAUACAUCACCCUGCAAGGACAGUGCACCCUUUGAGCUCCUUUUCAUGAUAUGUACCAGCACCCUGUCUGUUUUUAUCAUUAUCGUUCUGCUUGUCCAUUUUGAAGGCUGGAGGAUAUCUUUUUAUUGGAAUGUUUCAGUGCAUCGAGUUCUUGGUUUCCAAGAAAUAGACAAACAACCCGAGCAGUUCCAAUAUGCGGCUUAUAUCAUUCACGCCCAUAAAGAUAGGGAUUGGGUCUGGGAAAACUUCUCCCCAAUGGAAGAAAGAGAUCAAACUCUCAGAUUUUGUCUGGAAGAAAGGGACUUCCAGGCAGGUGUACUUGAACUUGAAGCAAUUGUUAACAGCAUCAAAAGGAGCAGAAAAAUUAUUUUUGUCAUAACACAACAUCUACUAAAAGAUCCAUUAUGCAAAAGAUUCAAGGUGCACCAUGCAGUUCAGCAGGCUAUUGAACAAAAUCUGGAUUCUAUUAUAUUGAUCUUUCUUGAGGAGAUUCCAGAUUAUAAACUGAACCAUGCGCUUUGUUUGAGAAGAGGAAUGUUUAAGUCUCACUGCAUCUUGAACUGGCCAGCUCAGAAAGAACGGAUAAAUGCCUUUCAUCACAAGUUAGAAGUAGCUCUUGGCUCCAGAAAUUCAGCACCUUAAAUUUACAUGAAGACUAAAAUGAACAAAGAUGUGAAUUUCAAAAAGUCCAAUUUAAGUUUUAUUUGAAAAUGAUGGUGAAUCUACCUGUUCAUGUUUAUAUGUGAGAGGCUGAUGUCACAAAUAUCAACCUUUUACAGAAAUAGAUCUCAUUUAGGCCUUUAGUUACCAAUUGACUUGUCUAGACCCAAAAUAAA
This is a messenger RNA of Condylura cristata (star-nosed mole), 2912 nucleotides long. It is a transcript of the gene TLR3, whose product is annotated as toll-like receptor 3. NCBI's taxonomy places the organism in Eukaryota, Metazoa, Chordata, Mammalia, Eulipotyphla, Talpidae. Gene Ontology annotation, molecular function: transmembrane signaling receptor activity; protein binding. Gene Ontology annotation, cellular component: membrane. Gene Ontology annotation, biological process: inflammatory response; toll-like receptor signaling pathway; immune response. The record is from RefSeq and is a predicted model, not a curated record. Bases 1 to 2718 code for a protein of 905 amino acids. The transcript is spliced from 4 exons.